Alnus glutinosa is the source of this 2463-nucleotide messenger RNA. RefSeq names its product G-type lectin S-receptor-like serine/threonine-protein kinase LECRK4. The transcript has a single exon. Gene Ontology annotation, biological process: protein phosphorylation. The record is from RefSeq and is a predicted model, not a curated record. Gene Ontology annotation, molecular function: protein serine/threonine kinase activity; ATP binding. NCBI's taxonomy places the organism in Eukaryota, Viridiplantae, Streptophyta, Magnoliopsida, Fagales, Betulaceae. Bases 3 to 2369 code for a protein of 788 amino acids.
UAAUGGCAACAAAGCUUUUGCUUCUCUUAUUAUUCUGUCUUUUUUCCAUAAAAAAAGCUCUAUCCCUACAACCAAACAUUAGCAGUGGCUCCACCCUUUACACAAACUCUACCCCAAAUUUCUGGCCUUCUCCUUCUGGCCAUUUUGCAUUCGGGUUUUACCCGACUGGCAAUGGUUUCAAGGUCGGCAUCUGGGUCGUCGGCAGCCCAAAAAACACAAUAGUGUGGACAUCUCGGCGGAACGAUCCAGUGAUAUCACCUGGUGCGGCUCUUGUUUUCUCUACAGACGGUGGGCUUCUCCUCCUCAGCUCCACUGGACAAGUUCAACCAGUUGCCGAAACAACUCAAACGGCUUCAGUUGCUUCAAUGCAUGAUUCCGGUAACUUUGUUUUAUAUAACUCUAGUUCCAAGAUUAUAUGGGCUAGCUUUGACUCUCCGACUGAUACCCUUUUGGUUUUACAAAAGUUAGUUCCCGAAAAUAUGUUGUAUUCUAGCAUCUCCGAAACUGAUACUUCAAUCGGAAACUUCAAGCUGUCGUUGCAUCGGGAUGGAAGUCUAUAUGCUUUUCCAAUAAGAAGUUUGCAUGACGUAAAAUAUAUUUAUUGGUCAUCAUUUAGCAAAAGUGUCGGAAGAAACUUGACGUUGAAUCUAGCAGCCGACAGCCGCUUCUACUUAUCCAGUUCUUCUGGGUUAGCUGUAUUGAAUUUAACAGCAGGCGGACAUCUUGUUGAUGGUAGUAAAGUCUUGUAUCGAGCAACGUUUGACGUGGACGGCAUUUUAAGGCUUUAUCGGCAUCAAAUGGGGAGUAAAGGCAGCUCAAACAUUUCAAUCUUGUGGGAGGCAAUAACACCAGAAAAUCGUUGCUCGGUGAAAGGGAUUUGUGGGCCAAACAGCUUUUGUUCCGUUGAUGGUGCUGAUCUUUCUUGCCUUUGUCCUCCAGGAUUUGAGUUCGUGGAUCCCAAGCAGGCUAAUAUUGGCUGCAAGUUAAACUCCACAGCAAAAAAUGAUUGCUUUGGGGAUAAGGGUAACGCGAAUUAUAGAAUGACCUCUCUCCCAAACACUGCCUGGGAGUCCGGCGAGUAUGAUCUACUCUCUUCGGUGAAUGAAGAAGCCUGCUCGGAAAAUUGUUUGGAGGACUGUAAUUGUGUGGUAGCAACAUUCUGGGACGAAAUGUGCUUCAAGCAAAAGCUUCCACUUAGAUUUGGGAGGAGGAAUGGUAGCCGUCCAACUAAAGCAUUGGUGAAAAUUACAAGGGAAAGCCUGCCAGAUGACACAAAUGUUGUCGUCAAUGAGAUCACAAAGAAGCUCGGUAAGAAGCUUGUAAUUGUUGGUGUGGUUCUCAUCACCUUGUCUAUAUUUCUGUUUCUGUUCUCUGGAUAUCUUAUUUUCAAAUAUCAGAUAUGGGGCAAUAGGAUGCGUAUCAGGAAAAGUAACCCACCUGAUGUUGUUCAAGAAAUAAAUGUGACGUCAUUUACCUAUGAUCAACUGGUAAAAGCCACAAAUAAUUUUAGGGAAGAGAUUGGCAGGGGAGCAUCUGGGAAGGUUUAUAAAGGCUCCCUGCAGGAAAUGAAUGGCGGUGGACAGGAAAUUGCUGUUAAGCGGCUAGAGAAGAUGGUGGAAGAAAGAGAAUCUGUGUUCCGGAAUGAGGUGAAGAUAAUUGGGAGGACCCACCACAAGAAUUUACUUCAACUGAUUGGCUUUUGCAGUGAAGGAUCAAACAGGCUUCUUGUGUACGAAUUCAUGAAGAAUGGCUCACUGGGGGACCUUCUUUUCAAGUCAAGAAGCCGGCCUAGUUGGAAUGAAAGGAGGAGGAUUUUGGUGGAGAUAGCAAGAGGGAUUAACUAUCUCCACGAAGAGUGUCAGACCCGGAUCAUCCACUGUGACAUUAAGCCACACAACAUACUCAUGGACGAAUCGGGGUCUGCCAAGAUAUCGGAUUUCGGACUAUCCAAGCUGUUGAAACCGGAUCAAACAAAAACAUACACCAUGGCAAGGGGAACAAGAGGCUACGUAGCUCCUGAGUGGGACCAGAGCAACGCUCCGAUCACAGUAAAAGCAGACGUUUACAGCUUCGGGGUCUUGUUGUUGGAGAUCGUUUGCUGCAGGAAGAACUUGGUCUUAGCAGGCCCAGAGGAAGAAAUGGUGCUAACGGAUUGGGUUUAUAAAUGCUAUUUGGCUGGAGAGCUUGAAGAAGUGGUGGACGAAACAGAGUUGGACUUGGAGGAAUUGGAGAAGGUUGUGAAGGUGGGACUUUGGUGUGUGCAUACGGAAGCAGCUCGUCGGCCAUCAAUGAAGUCGGUGAUUAUGAUGCUAGAAGGAACCGUUGUGACGCAAGCACCUCCUCCACUAAGCUCCCACGUUAAUGUCUAAGAGACUAUGCUGCUAUAGAGUUUUCUAUGAUUAGUACCAACUUUGUAUUCGAGACAUUCAGUUUAAAGAAUAAUUCAUUGGUGUAUUCCUGCCA